AUGUCCAAGCACUUCAAACUUGGGUCCCUCCACCACACGUGCACGAUCGAUCUGAAAGUCGAUUUCGAGUGUGGUGACGGUAUGGCCCGCGCGCUACGAAUACGAUUCCUUGUGACAUCUUGGAUCUUGAAGGAUGGAAAUAAUCUAUCCUUCAGUCCUUCAGCCCUUGCAAAUUCUAUGGCUCCGUUAAAUAUCGUUCGAAGUGUCCUCGCUGUCCAUGGUGUCUUGUCCAAAAGGGGACCGCACAAUCUAGGCAGAGAGAAGACCACACCGGAGUCAAAAGGUCUUCAUGCCUUACUAAAUUCGGAUUUGUCUAAAGUCAGCAUCAUGUUCGAUGAGCUGUAUUAG
Molecule: messenger RNA, 348 nt
Organism: Sclerotinia sclerotiorum 1980 UF-70
Lineage: Eukaryota; Fungi; Ascomycota; Leotiomycetes; Helotiales; Sclerotiniaceae
Exons: 3
Coding region: 1-348 (115 amino acids)
Source: RefSeq, a predicted model, not a curated record